Molecule: messenger RNA, 1656 nt
Organism: Coprinopsis cinerea okayama7#130
Lineage: Eukaryota; Fungi; Basidiomycota; Agaricomycetes; Agaricales; Psathyrellaceae
Product: carboxylesterase
Exons: 12
Coding region: 1-1656 (551 amino acids)
Source: RefSeq, a predicted model, not a curated record
AUGAUCUUUCGCAAAGUAGCGCUUAAUAGUGCUUUGGCUCUCUUUGCCAUCUCAGUUCAUGCUCAAGAUGGAGAAAACUCGCCGCCGUCAACGUCAUCAUCGACCUCAUCACUGCUCGUGAGGACCACCUCCGGUUCGGUUGAAGGUUACCUCGACUCCGCCACUACCUCAGUGCCUUUGCACAAAUGGCUGGGAAUUCCGUUCGCCCAAACUACGGCUGGUCGAAAUCGAUGGAAGCCACCAGUCGCCCUCAAUCCCAAGCCAAGAUCUGUGUUCAAUGCUUCGGAAUAUGGUCCAGCAUGCUUGCAGGGAAGGGAGUACGGUGGAAACGGGACCGAGGUUCAAAGCGAAGACUGUCUACGGAUUAAUAUAAUCGCCCCAGUCAACGCCUCCGGUUUGGCUGUGUACCUCUAUUCGCACGGCGGAGGUUUCGACAGUGGUGCAUCUUCCGACCCCAAAAUUGACGGAUCGUAUUUAGCGGCUAGGGGUAUCAUUUUCGCCAGCUAUAAUUACCGACUGUCUCUGUUUGGCUAUCCUCACGCUUCGGAGAUUGCUAGAGAAGGCAAAACUCAGAAUCUCGGAUUGUUGGAUACCAGAGUCGCGGUGGAAUGGCUCUACGCGAACGUACGUCGCUUUGGAGGGGAUCCAAAUAAGAUCACACUAGGCGGCGAGUCUGUCGGUGGAGAAAUGACCAAUCUGUAUAUGACUGCCUAUCCGCGCAACUCGCUCAUCCGUGCGGCUAUUAUGCAAAGUGGGGACACUGCUCAGCCGAUGUGGCCAGAAAACCAAGAGCUUUCCAAAGUUUCCACUGCUCUGAAUUGCCCCUCCGGUCGUGGCCAGCUUGACUGUUUAAGGAGGAAGUCGGGAGACGAACUUCGAAGGGCUCUCUUAGACACGAAGGCACAGUUCCAGCCCGUCACGGACAAUGUCACUAUUUGGAAAGAUUUUGUGCACCAAACCAGAAGAGGUCGCACAGCUCGCAUCCCCCUUCUGGUCGGGACAAACAAGGACGAAGGUACUUUGAUUGUAGAAGGAGAGCCUACAGCAUAUUUAGACGAUAUUGUUGCCUACAGCAAAAGUAACAACCUCAAUUUCCCGUUCACCGACAUCGACGUUCUUCAAAAGCUCUAUCCAGUUCCUUCGGAAGAAUAUCCUUCGGCUUACAAUGCUUCGGCAGGCAUGUGGCGAGAUGCACAUAUGCUCUGUCUAGCCAGUAAUCUAGCCAAGCAUCGAACUGAAGACCUCAGACUUCCAGUCUGGCGCUAUAGGUGGGACCACGUUGCGCCAAACCUCAACUCUCGCGGGGUACGGAUUGGCGCCUUCCACGGUGGUAUCAUUCGGUUCGUCAUGGGUCAAUGGAGGACGAUCGUUCUAUCACCACCUUUUGUCGGAGCUACCCCAGAGCAGAUUGCCAUCUCAGAUUUGAUGGUCGCUGCUUGGACGAACUUUAUCAAAGAUCCGUAUAGGGGGCCACAGAUCCCGGGUUGGAAGAAAUACGACACAAGAGAUCCAACGACCCUGGCCAUCCUUGGUCUUUCCACGACCCGAGCGUUACCUGGGGAUCAUCAUCAAGUUGAUUCAGUCUGUGAUUAUUGGAACAAGGUUCUCCCCCAGUUCCCGCAAGUAUUUCCACCUUGUGGUAGCUGGACGUGUUAG